AUGAGGAAGCCGAAGCCACCUCCUGAUCAUGAUCAUCCACAACCUCCCUCAAGAAACCGCAUCCAACCAAAUCACAACACUUUGUCAGCUGAUCCCCAUGUACGCCAGGCUCUCUAUAUAGCCAUGGCACAUGCUAGCAUUGCCCUCACAAUAUUCAUUCUUUAUGCUGUUGGUAAAUUGCUUCAAGAUUAUUUGAGGCCUCUCUUAUGGGCUGUCCUUUGUUCGAUACCUUUGAGGGGAAUUCAGCAUGCUCUUCUUGCAUUCUGGUCCGAACCUCUAAAACUAGGCCUCACAGAGACCAUAUUAGCCGUCCCCGUAGCUGUAUUCAGGGUUUCGGUUGGAACUCUUGUUGAGAUUAAGGAUAUGAUAUACAGAGUUGUUCAUAGGAGGGAGAAACAACAUAACGCUUUAAGGCGUCAUAGAAGUGGAUUUUUUAUAUUGUUGAGAUGGCUCGUGUCGUUUUGGGUGUUUGUGAUUACAUGUGAGCAGAUUGGUGGUGUUGGAUCAGUAGCUCUUCUUGCAUUUGGAUUCAUGUUCACAGCUAAUAGUGUGGACUCUACUAUCAAUGCUGUGACAUCUCUUAGAAGUCAGAGCUUUCGGAGACUCCCUAUAACUGCUUUCUUUACUCGAGGGAUAUUGAAAAAAUUGAAAACCAUUGUGGCUAUCGGAUUGAUUGUUGGAUUGAUUCUUGGAUCGUUGGCAGGUAUGAUUUUCUUCUCUUACAAAAUUGGAGUCGAGGGGAAAGAUGCAGUUUUCGCGUUGAAAUCCCAUGUAGAGGAGAGCAAUUAUGCUGAGAAAAUUGGUAUAAGGAAAUGGAUUGAUGAACAUGAUGUCCCGGAAAUGGUUAAUAAGUACAGUAAUCAGUUGUGCCAGACUGUACUUGAUCAGAUAGAUAGCUAUGCUAUGCAAUAUAAUAUGACUGAGUUUGUUUCGGGUAUCAAGCAAUUUGUUAUAACCCCCGCGAAUAACUCUUCUGAACGGUCCACAGCUUUGGCAUCCCGCUCUCCAUAUACUAAGAAGAUCCUGAGCCUAAAAAGGAGAAUUAAGGAUCUUGAAUGGGGGCAAAUAUACACAGAAGUUGAUGCAAUUUUUCGGGAAUUGUUGAUCACUAGAGUGGACUUAGUUGAAAAGGCGAAAGGAUUUGCUCAACGUGUACUUGUUAGUAGCAAAUCCGUUUUAGGUGGUAGUGUGAAGGUUAUAUUCUUGAUCGGGAACUCCAUAGUAUCAGGAGCUGCAGGGCUUUUCAAUUUCGUGUCUCAGUCGAUAUUAUUUUUUUGGGUACUUUAUUAUCUUAUCACAACAGAAUCUGGUGGAGUAACAGAACAUGUUAUAUGUAUGCUUCCCAUUUCGCGUUCUGCAAGGACUCGUUUUAUUGAGGUUCUUGAUAAAGCUAUUUUUGGAGUUCUUUUAGCAACUGCUGAGAUUGCCUUCUUUCAAGGAUGCUUAACUUGGCUCUUGUUCAGAUUAUCUUCGAUACAUUUUUUGUACAUGUCAACUGUCCUUGCUUUCGUUAGUCCUUUGUUUCCUAUAUUCCCCUCAUUGGUUUCGACUAUCCCAGCAGCUUUACAGUUGGUUCUUGAAGGUCAAUAUAUGCUGGCCAUUAGCUUAUCCAUUAUUCAUCUUGUGCUUAUGGAUUUCGGUGCAUCUGAAAUUCAAGAGGAUUUCCCCGGCUAUAGUGCAUACCUCACCGGUCUCAGCAUUAUUGGUGGCGUGACAUUGUUUCCUUCAGCAGUUGAGGGAGCGAUAAUGGGGCCAUUAAUAACAACGGUUCUUAUUGCAAUCAAAGAUUUGUACGUUGAGUUCGUUUUGGAAGGACAAGAGGAAUAAGUAUAACAAAUAUAAGUUUUUAAUGCCUGGUGUGAUCCUCAG
Solanum stenotomum is the source of this 1869-nucleotide messenger RNA. RefSeq lists its product as uncharacterized. The record is from RefSeq and is a predicted model, not a curated record. Bases 1 to 1827 code for a protein of 608 amino acids. NCBI's taxonomy places the organism in Eukaryota, Viridiplantae, Streptophyta, Magnoliopsida, Solanales, Solanaceae. The transcript has 2 exons.